Carassius auratus (goldfish) is the source of this 1682-nucleotide messenger RNA. Its product is annotated as antithrombin-III-like. The transcript is spliced from 8 exons. NCBI's taxonomy places the organism in Eukaryota, Metazoa, Chordata, Actinopteri, Cypriniformes, Cyprinidae. Gene Ontology annotation, molecular function: serine-type endopeptidase inhibitor activity. Bases 209 to 1561 code for a protein of 450 amino acids. The record is from RefSeq and is a predicted model, not a curated record.
UGAGUAAAUUUCCUUCUCUAGUCAUUCCAGUGCUCUUAAGGGCACUGACCUAUCCAGAGAAGUGUUUUCUUCACUUUGUUCCUUACUUUAGUACAACAUAAACUGGUCUUUAACCCCAAAGCUGGUCUUUAACAAGGAAAUACAACAACGUCAGAAUUUGCACUGAACUGCUUUUCCUGGGCUGGUUUCCCAUUCCAUCUUGGGCAGGAUGAAGUUGUUGGCAAGUACGUGGGCUUUAUGGGUACUCACCCUCUGUUCAGUCCAGGCAGCCAAAGAUAUCUGCAAUGCAAAGCCCAAAGAUAUACCUUUGGAGCCAAUGUGCAUCUACCGCAGCCCGGAUUCUGAAACACAACCAACUGAAAAACCAGAGAAGAAACCAGCUGGCACCAACCCUCGAGUGUGGGAAUUGUCCAAAGCCAACAGCCGCUUCGCCCUCUCGUUUUUCAAGCAGCUUGCCAAGGGAAAGUCCAACGAUGAAAACAUCUUUCUGUCACCAAUAAGUAUCUCAACAGCUUUCGCCAUGACGAAGCUAGGGGCUUGCAACACCACACUGGAGGAGCUCAUGAAAGUGUUUCAGUUCGAUACCAUUAAGGAGAAGACCUCAGACCAGGUCCAUUUCUUCUUCGCCAAGCUGAACUGUCGACUAUACAGCAAAAAGCAUGAGACAACAAAACUGUUCUCUGCAAACCGUUUGUUUGGAGACAAAUCAAUACUUUUUAAUGAGUCCUACCAGGACAUCAGUGAGAUGGUUUAUGGAGCCAAGUUGCUGCCUCUCGAUUUUAAGGGGAAACCGGAGGUUUCAAGGAUGACGAUAAAUGAAUGGAUAGCCAACAAGACUGAGAACCAAAUAAAAGAUACCCUGCCAGAAGGCUCAAUAGACUCCAACACCAUAUUGGUCUUGGUGAACACGGUCUACUUCAAAGGUCAAUGGAAACACAGAUUUGAUAAGGAAAAUACCAUGAAUUCAGACUUUCAUGUUAGCGAGACCCAUAAGUGUCAAGUGACCAUGAUGACCCAAGAGCGUAAUUUCCAGUAUGCCACAAUCUAUAAUGACAAGGUGAUGAUCCUUGAAUUGCCCUACAAUGGGGCUGACAUCACAAUGGUGCUCAUAUUACCUUUUGAAGGUACAACCCUGUCGGAAGUGGUUGAAAACAUGAACCUCAAGAAACUUGAAGGUUGGUUACAAGACAUGAGAGAGACCACAGUGUCUGUGCAGCUUCCUCGUUUUCGUAUCGAGGACAACUUUAGCCUCAAAGAGCAGCUGAUGAAAAUGGGCCUGGAACAUCUUUUCAGUCCAGGAAACGCCAGUCUCCCAGGGAUGGUUGCCGAUGGUGGACACAACUUGUACAUUUCCAACGCCUACCAUAAGGCCUUCCUUGAGGUGAAUGAAGAUGGUAGCAAGGCUGCUGCCGCCACAGCAGUUGUUACUACCGUACGUUCCUUAAGCAUCUACGCAAAGGAUUUUAUUGCGGACCGACCCUUCCUUCUGCUUAUCCGCAAAUCCAGCAUCAAUACCUUGAUCUUCACCGGCCGAGUUGCAAAUCCUUGUGGGAGCAGCUAAUAUGGAUUGGAUAUGAUCCAACAUGACGACGACGGUUAUUAAACGUCCACCCUUUUAACAUGACCGGGCAGCCUUGUUUCUUCAUUAUUGCUUAAAAAUGAACAUUAAAUUUGUCACAAUA